ACACCUGGAGCCGAAGACAUAUAAGAAUCAGUGAAUGGGACACUUUCCAGUUUCAAGAGGCUGUUAAGGAGCAGACCAGCAGAGCUGUUGAUACCAUACAGACUACAGCUGUUCAGAAAAUUCAAGGACAUAAUAGGAGCCUGUGAUUGAGACCACCUGGGAGAGAAAGAAGAGGAUGGCUUCCAAAAACUGGCUGCUCCUGCUCCUGAGCUGUGCCUCAGUCACAAGCAUCCUCGGAGAUAUUCUCUUGAGACCCAGCUGCAGCACAGGAUGGUUUUACUACAAAUCCAGUUGUUAUGGAUAUUUUCGAAAACCUCACACUUGGUCAGAUGCUGAGCUGGAGUGUCAGGCCUUUGGGAACGGGGCCCACCUGGCCUCUAUCUUAGAUCAAAAGGAAGCCAAAGUUAUAGCCAAGCACAUCUGGAGCUAUCAGCGAAACCAGCCUGUCUGGAUUGGUCUCAAUGACCCCCAAAAGAACAACAAAUGGAGAUGGAUUGAUGGAGGCUUCUAUUUCUUCCGAUCCUGGUCAAACAAGUCUUUCCAAGGAAACAAAGCCUGUGCUGAGAUGGAUCAUGAGAACAAUUUCUUAACCUGGAAUAAAAAUGACUGCAGCAAGCGCCGACACUUUAUAUGCAAGUACCGACCCUAGAAGCUAGGCUAAAUCGUCACACCAGACACAAGCAUGUCCUUUUUUCAUCUUUAUCUCAAUGGAAAGAUCCCAUGAACUACUAGAGAAACUUUUCCCUCUUUAACCUUUUCCAGUGGUUUUUAUCAACAAUAUAUCAGCAAUGGAGCCAACUGCAUUCUGAAGCAUUAAUUUUUCAAUUCUUAUGUGUUCUUCCUUCCCUCCCUCCUGCCCCUUUCUUUAGUCUUUGGGCAGACUGAAGACAGGGAUAGGAAGAAGGAUAUUACCCCCAAAUGAUGAAGGAUCUCUGUGACUUUAAGAAGUGGGAGAUGGAGGGGUAGUGCGUAAAGCAAGUUUUCUGAGCACAUGAGAUGGUUGUCUCAGCUCUAUGGGAUCUUCCUUCUCCAAGUUUGCUUACCCUGACCCUUCUAACCCCGCCAUAGCCUCCCAACUCUUGUCAGAAGGACAUGUAUCCAGUGCAAAGCACAGUCUGUCCGUCAGCAGACCAAAUCUAGGUCAUGAGUUAUGCUGUUCCCUUUUAUGUGCACAAAAGCUGUUUCAUUUGGGGCUGCUCAGGGUUCAAAGAGCACACUCAACUUUUCCUCUACAAUUCUUUCCUCAUAGAUCCUCUGUCCCACUUCAUAAUGGCCAUCUCUGAGAUGCCUAUAUAUAUAUAAACACAUUAUAUACAUACACACACGUAUGUAUGCAUGUAAGUUGUCUCCUCCCUUUGGAUAUGAGCUUCUUGAAAGCAAAGACAAUUUUAUGUUAUGUCUUUCUAUCCUUGGCAUCUGACAUGUCUGACCCCCCAAGUAUUGCUUAAUAAAUACUUGAUGGUUGAUUAA
Messenger RNA from Antechinus flavipes (yellow-footed antechinus), 1470 nucleotides. It is a transcript of the gene REG4, whose product is annotated as regenerating family member 4. Lineage: Eukaryota; Metazoa; Chordata; Mammalia; Dasyuromorphia; Dasyuridae. The transcript has 6 exons. Bases 176 to 649 code for a protein of 157 amino acids. The record is from RefSeq and is a predicted model, not a curated record. Gene Ontology annotation, molecular function: mannan binding; signaling receptor activity.